AGGAGGAGUCCUCCAUUGCCUUCACCUGGAAGGGACUGACUCAGGAAGGCACCGCCACGUCCAUUUGCAGCUACCUACUGGCCCUCAAUGAGAUGAGGACAGGUCCGGCAGACAGUGAAAGGACAUCAGGGGAGAUCCCAUGUUUGUCUGAAAUAUCAGCAGAAAACCUGGUGCCUGUCUCAGCCCAAGCCCUGGGAAAACAAGAGCCAGGCUUGUGGUAGAGCGGAGGACAGUUCACUACCCAUGGAGAUGCUGAUGGGAAACUUCUGUAAGCAGGAGAACACGGCUUCCGGGUGCCUACGCCCUGUGUGUUCUGUGGACACCAUGGUCUCUUCCAUCUGCACAGCCAGGGCCAGUAGGAGGAGACGCCAUGACUCUCAUACCCAUGGCCAUGGCCUGCUUCACUGAGAUCUGACGAGGGUAAUGGGAGAUUCUAGCAUGAGAGGGACCCUUCCCUGCAGGCAGCUCAGCCGGGACCGCACAGACAGAUGUGAGAUGCAUCUCUGCUGACCUGAGCCCGCCUGCAGCAUGGACCUGCAUCUUCGCUGAAGCAUUUCCAGGGCUGAAGACACAACUGCUGAACACCGAGGGCUCAUCCAUCCGCAGAGCAGGGCAGUGGGAGGAGACGCCAUGACCCCCAUCCUCAUGGUCCUGAUCUGUGUCGGGCUGAGUCUGGGCCCCAGGACCCACAUGCAGGCAGGGACCGUCCCCAAGCCCAUCCUCUGGGCUGAGCCAGGCUCUGUGAUCACCCAGGGGAGUCCCGUGACCCUCAGUUGUCAGAGCAAUCUGGAAUCCCCGGAGUAUCAUCUAUAUAAAGAAAAAACAUCAGCAUCCUGGCUUAUGUGGAUCCUACGGGAGCAUAGGAAGAAGGCCCAGAUCCACAUCCAGUCCAUUACCCAGGAACACGCAGGGCGGUAUCAUUGUCGGUAUCUCGGACUCACUCACUGGUCAGAGCUCAGUGACCCCCUGGAGCUGGUGGUGACAGGAGCCUACAACAAACCCACCCUCUCAGCCCUGCCCAGCCCCGUGGUGACCCCAGGAGGAAGCAUGACCCUCCAGUGUGGCUCACAGCUGCCAUUUGAUGGGUUUGCUCUGUGUAAGGAAGAAGAUGAACACCCACAACGCCUGAACUCCCAGCCCUGUACCCGUGGGUCAUCCUGGGCCGUCUUCUCCGUGGGCCCCAUGAGCCCCAGUCGCAGGUGGACGUACAGGUGCUAUGGUUAUGGCUCAAGCUCUCCCUAUGUGUGGUCUUCACCCAGUGAUGUCCUGGAGCUCCUGGUCCCAGGUGUCUCUGAGAAGCCAUCACUCUCAGUGCAGCCGGGUCCUGUCGUGGCCCCUGGGGAGACCCUGACCCUCCAGUGUGGCUCUGACGUCGGCUACAACAGAUUCGCUCUGUACAAGGAGGGGGAACGUGACAUCCUCCAGCGCCCUGGCCGGCAGCUCCAGGCUGGGCUCUCCCAGGCCAACUUCACCCUGAGCCCUGUGAGCCGCUCCCACGGGGGCCAGUACAGAUGCUACGGUGCACACAACGUCUCCUCCGAGUGGUCGGCCCCCAGUGACCCCCUGGACAUCCUGAUCACAGGACAGAUCCCUCACAGACCCUCCCUCUCAGUGCAGCCGGGCCCCAGGGUGGCCUCAGGAGAGAACGUGACCCUGCUGUGUCAGUCACAGGGGUGGAUGGACACUUUCCUUCUGACCAAGGAGGGAGCAGCCCAUCACCCCCGGCGUCUGAGAUCAAAGUCCCAAGCUCAUAAGUACCAGGAUGAAUUCCACAUGAGUCCUGUGACCUCAGCCCAUGCGGGGACUUACAGGUGCUACGGCUCACGGAGGUUCAACACCUAUCUGCUGUCCCUCCCCAGUGACCCCCUGGAGCUCGUGGUCUCAGGACCCUCCAGGGGACCCAGCCCUCCACCCACCGGUUCCACCCCGACACCUGGUCUGGGAAGGAACCUAGGGGUUGUGACCGGGGUCUCAGUGGCCUUCGUCCUGCUGCUCUUCCUUCUCCUCCUCCUCUUCCUCGUCCUCCGACAUCAGCGUCAGGCGAAACACUGGACAUCUGCCCAGAGAGAGGCUGAUUUCCAACAUCCUGCAGGGGCUGCGGAGCCAGAACCCACAGGCAGAGGCCUGCAGAGGAGGUCCAGCCCAGCUGCUGACACCCAGGAAGAAACCCUCUAUGCUGCCGUGAAGGACACACAGCCUGAGGACGAGGUGGAGCUGGACACUCAGGUGAGACCCCGCCCCUGUCCCGGGCACCAAAGGCCUCCUGGUGCCAGAUCUAACCCAGCAGGACUUCUCUGUCCUCCUUCCCUGGCUCUCAGCACCGUCCAGGGUGGACUCUCUGUGUCCAGCAUGCUGCCUCCUGCCUGCUGUGACCUCUCUCUCUCCUGGUGUCCUGGGACCUCGUGGGCCUCCUCCCGGGUGCCCUUCCUGCUCCUCGUCCUCUGUUUGGCCGUCUGGUUGUUCGAGGGCUCCCCAGGCCUCAGGAGGAUGAGGAAUGAACCACCCCGGUGCCCUGGGCUCCCCUUCAUUCAUUCACCCAGCGAGUGUUCCCAGGAGCUCACUGUGGAUGGGGCUCCCCGUGGGAGCUGCAGACACAGCAGGGAGCAAAGCCGCCCCCGCCCUCCUGAGCUCACCUCAUGGUGGGAGACAAAAUGCAAAUGAACGCACAGUGUCCAGGAGUGCGACGUGCUGUGAGGACAAUAAACCAGGGAAAGGGCAGAGAGUGCGGGUGAGUGGGGCCAGUCUGAAUGGUGAGGGGAGGGCUGUCUGGUCAGCUGUCAUCUGAGAAGCCCGGACGGAGAGGGCCACACCAUCCUCUAAUGGACGAGCCCCUGCAGGCAGAGGAAACAGCAGUGCCCAGGCCCCGAGGCAGCAGUGAGCUCUUGUGGGAAGGCGGGUGUGAGGCUGCAGCCAAAUGGGCAAGGUCAGAGUGAGGAGCAGAGGCCAGAACCGCAGGGAGGGAGCAGCCGGACCCUCCACAGCCUUAGCGCGUCCCUGAGAUUCCAUCAGGAAACGGAUGUAAAUGGAUCACUCUGGGAACACUGGGAAAACUGACUCCAGAGAAUCAGGGGGACUCAAGGAUACCCUCCAAUCUGUCUCUCUUGAGCAGAGCCCAUAUGAUGAAGACCCCCAGGCAGAGACCUAUGCUGAGGUGAAACAUUCCAGACCUAAGAGAGAAGUGGCCUCCCCUGCUUCCCCACUGUCCAGGAAAUUCUUGGACACAAAGCACAAACUUGCAGAAGAAGACAGGCAGAUAGACAGUCAGGUAGAUACUUUCCUCUCCAGGCCCCCAGGCCUCACCCACCUUCCACUACGUUCCUUCCCUCU
Molecule: messenger RNA, 3327 nt
Organism: Saimiri boliviensis boliviensis (Bolivian squirrel monkey)
Lineage: Eukaryota; Metazoa; Chordata; Mammalia; Primates; Cebidae
Source: RefSeq, a predicted model, not a curated record